GCUUAUGGCAACCAACUCUAAUCACAAAUUUCACUCAUAAUCGAAACAGUUGUUAUACUUCUGAUCCUCUUUCCGACUGCGGAACAAUGGCGGCGUCAGUGGUCGCUGCGGCAACCAACGUGAUUCCUUCCAAUCGAUCGUCCUCCUAAAUCUUAACUCCUCGUAGGGUUCCCCAUGCAACCGGUCGCCUUCCGCCGCCUAUCGCCGCCGCGUCUUCUACGAUGGACUUCACCGAGCUGGAGGCAGUGGAAGGCCUCCGUUGGCCGUGGAAUGCGUGGCCUUCGUCACGCUCCGUCGCUGCCGCACUCGUCGUCCCCUUGAGCGUAAUAUGCACGCCAUUAAUGCCCCUCAGUGACCUCCCGAUUCUCCCCUACGAGCCUUUGUUCUGCUCCCGCUGCCGUGCCGCGCUAAAUCCUUACGCCCGCGUCGACUACCGCUCCGCCAUCUGGAUCUGCUCUUUCUGCCACCACAAGAAUCCAUUUCUCCGCUCCUACCCCGGAAUAGCCGAUCACAACCUCCCUGCCGAGCUAUUCCCCACCCAUAGCACCGUAGAGUACCUCCUCCCCUACAAAAGCCCUAACCCUAAUCCUAGCGGCUUUUUGCACAAGUCCUUUUCCUCGAGCUCAUCGUUUGCUUCGUUGACUUCUUCUCUUUCCUCCGCAUCGGUGGCAGCGCCUUCGCCGGCUAUAGUGCAGUCACCUGGACCGUCGUUCGUGUUUGUCGUGGACGUAUGCUCGGCGGAGGAGGAGCUCCGGGCGCUUAAGAAUGAGAUUUUGCACGUGGUAGCGCAUCUUCCGGAGAAUGCGCUGGUGGGGCUUGUCUCGUUUGGUUCGAUGGUGUGGUUACAUGACCUCGGCUAUGCUGAGUGCUCCAGAGUUAUGCUCUUCUGCGGUGACCGAGAGCUUUCUUCAGUGAAGAUCCAAGAGCUGCUUGGUGUAUCUCACCUUCAGAGUCAAGUGCCAGCAACUUCGCAGUCUCUUCAAAAGCAAGGAUUUCUACUUCCAGUUGCAGAAUGUGAGUUCAAUUUCUCCACUGCAAUUGAAGAGCUGCACAAGAUGUCAGAUGCCUUGGCAGGGCAUCACCCUUUGAGAGCCACAGGUGCGGCUAUUUCGACCUCUAUUGCCCUCUUGGAAGGUUAUUCUCCCAACUCUGGUGGCCGGGUGAUGGUCUUUACUUCAGGUCUGGCCACCACUGGCCCUGGGAUGGUUGCUGAGAUUGACCACAGUAAGGCUAUCCGAACCCAACAAGAUAUUAUAAACGGAAAUGCUUACUUACAUGGAAAGGCUUGCAACUUCUACCAAAAAAUUUCCCAAAGGUUACUAGAAAGAUCCUUUGUUCUUGAUCUCUUUGCUUGCUCUCUCGAUCAGGUUGGAGCUGCAGAGAUGAGGAUCCCAAUCGAAACAUCCGGCGGCCUUCUAAUACUAGCAGAAUCAUUCGAAUCUGAACAGUUUAAGAAGUGCUUGAGACAGAUCUUUAAGCAUGUUGGAACUGAUCACCUCGACAUGAAUUUCGAUGCGACAAUUGAGUUGGUGACAACCAAGGAGGUCAAGAUCUGUGGGGCACUUGGUCCAUGCAUCUCUCUUCGGACCAAGAACAGCUCGGUCUGUGAAAAGGAGAUUGGUCAGGGAGGAACCAGCUCAUGGAAGACCAGCACACUCACAAACAAAACAACCAUAGCCUUCAUCUUCCAAGUGGACAGUAAUCAGCCAAAUAAUGAACCAGGGCCAGUCUUCUUUAUUCAGUUCAAGACUAGGUACCGCCAUGGAAAUGGCAGCAUUCGCUUAAGGGUGACCACUGCUGCAAGGAGAUGGGCUCCUGAAGCGUGCCCUCUGGAUAUCAGCUCAGGAUUUGACCAGGAAGCAGCAGCAACCAUCAUGGCACGUCUCGCAGUCAAUCGCGCAGAGGUUUACCAUGCUCGCGAUGUGAUCAGAUGGCUAGAUAAGAUGCUCAUCCGUUUCACUGCCAAAUUUGGCGACUACGUACCCGAGGAUCCAUCGACCUUCCGCCUGCCAUCGGGUUUCUCCCUGUACCCACAGUUCAUGUACUACCUGAGGAGAUCCCAAUUCAUUGAUAUCUUCAACUACAGCCCGGAUGAGACAGCUUUCUUUGGGAUUGCAUUUAACCGGGAAGGUGUCACUGGAUCACUCAUCAUGGUCCAACCCACACUCUUCCAGUACUCUUUUGAUGGGCCACCAAUGCCAGUUCUUCUUGACAUUAGCUCAGUGUCACCUGAUGUGAUCUUACUCUUUGAUUCCUAUUUCCAUGUAGUGAUACAUUAUGGGUCUAAGAUUGCUCAAUGGAGGAAAUUAGGGUUUGAUAAAGAUCAGAGCAAUGAAAACCUGAGGAAGCUAUUGGAGGCUGCCGAGAUGGAUGCAGAAGAGCUGAUUGAGGGUAGGAUUCCGGUGCCAAAGCUAAUUAAAUGUGACCAACAUGGAAGCCAGGCUAGGUUUCUCCUUGCUAGGCUGAACCCGUCGGCGACGCAUAAUACUAGGCUUGCGGAUGGAUCGGAGGUCAUGUUCACUGAUGAUGUUAGCCUUCAGGCUUUUCUUGAGCAUCUUCAGUCUCUGGCUGUUCAGGGAUGACCAGAAGGUUUUGUAAUCUUACAAGGUUUGCAUCCACAUCUUUGUUUAAUUUAUCAUGUUUAACACAGGUAGUGAAAAUAGAGGAUUUUGAAGGGAAAGAAACUUUUUUUGUUUUUUUGUUUUGUUGCUGCUUGUAAAAUUGGGUUCAUUUUUUUCUUUUUAAAAUUCUCAAGCCUAUAUCUUUUUAUUUUGGGCUUCAGUUAAUCCUUGUGAGUCUACCAGGGUGUAGGCCAGUGUGCAUA
Molecule: messenger RNA, 2824 nt
Organism: Dendrobium catenatum
Lineage: Eukaryota; Viridiplantae; Streptophyta; Magnoliopsida; Asparagales; Orchidaceae
Product: protein transport protein sec23-1
Exons: 2
Coding region: 222-2582 (786 amino acids)
Biological process (GO): intracellular protein transport; COPII-coated vesicle cargo loading; COPII-coated vesicle budding
Cellular component (GO): COPII vesicle coat; endoplasmic reticulum exit site
Molecular function (GO): zinc ion binding; GTPase activator activity
Source: RefSeq, a predicted model, not a curated record